Felis catus (domestic cat) is the source of this 2129-nucleotide messenger RNA. RefSeq names its product HEPACAM family member 2 (gene HEPACAM2). The transcript has 10 exons. Bases 71 to 1462 code for a protein of 463 amino acids. The record is from RefSeq and is a predicted model, not a curated record. NCBI's taxonomy places the organism in Eukaryota, Metazoa, Chordata, Mammalia, Carnivora, Felidae.
UCCCUAGCAAAUAAACCACCAGCUGCUGGUCCAUGAACCAAGUUGCCACCAGGAACAGGGCACUGUAUGCAUGGGACAGGAUGCUUUCAUGGAGUCCUUCAGCAGCACGGUUGGGAUCUUUCAGUGCAAAAUAUACCUCCUUCUCUUAGCAGGCGCUUGCUUGGGGCUGAAAGUGACAGUGCCAUCACGCACCGUUCAUGGCAUCAGGGGUCAGGCCCUCUACCUCCCCGUGCACUAUGGAUUCCACACUCCGGCAUCAGACAUCCAGAUCAUAUGGCUGUUUGAGAGACCCCACACAAUGCCCAAAUAUUUACUGGGCUCUGUGAAUGAGUCUGUGGUUCCCGACUUGGAAUACCAACACAAGUUCACCAUGAUGCCACCCAAUGCAUCUCUGCUCAUCAACCCACUGCAGUUCACUGAUGAAGGCAAUUACAUCGUGAAGGUCAACAUUCAGGGAAAUGGAACUCUCUCAGCCAGUCAGAAGAUACAAGUCACCGUUGAUGAUCCUGUCACAAAGCCAGUGGUACAGAUUCAGCCUUCCUCUGGGGCUGUGGAGUAUGUGGGGAACAUGACCCUGACAUGCCUCGUGGAAGAGGGCACCCGGGUGGCUUACCAGUGGCUAAAAAACAAAAGACCUGUCCGUACCAGCUCUACCACCUCCUUUUCUCUCCAAAACAACACGCUUCAUAUUGCUCCAGUGACCAAAGAAGACAUCGGGAAUUACACUUGCCUGGUGAAGAAUCCUGUCAGUGAGAUGGAAAGUGACAUCACUAUGCCUACCAUAUAUUAUGGACCUUAUGGACUUCAAGUUAAUUCUGACAAAGGGCUAAAAGUAGGGGAAGUGUUUACUGUUGACACUGGAGAAGCCAUCUUGUUUUACUGUUCUGCUGAUUCUUACCCCCCCAACACCUACUCCUGGAUCCGGAGGACUGACAAUACAACAUAUGUCAUCAAGCAUGGACCUCGCUUGGAAGUUACAUCUGAGAAAGUAGCCCAGAAGCCAACUGAUUAUGUGUGCUGUGCUUACAACAAUGUAACUGGACGGCGAGAUGAAGCUCAUUUCACAGUCAUCAUCACUUCUGUAGGACUCGAGAAGCUUGCACAAAAGGGGAAAUCAUUGUCCCCUUUAGCAAGCAUAACCGGAAUAUCACUCUUUUUAAUUAUAUCCAUGUGUCUUCUCUUCCUAUGGAAAAAAUAUCAACCCUAUAAAGUUAUAAAACAGAAGCUAGAAGGCAGACCAGAAACAGAAUACAGGAAAGCUCAAACAUUUUCAGGCCAUGAAGAUGCUCUGGAAGACUUCGGAAUAUAUGAAUUUGUUGCUUUUCCAGAUGCUGCUGGUGUUCUCAGGAUGCCAAGCAGGUCUGUUCCAGCCUCUGACGGUGUAUCAGGACAAGAUUUGAACAGUACAAUUUACGAAGUCAUUCAGCACAUCCCUGCCCAACAGCACGACUGUCCAGAGUGAGCAUUCUUGAGUAAAGCUGUGCACUGGAGUGAAAUAAUGAAGGAACAUUUUGAGGAAAAAAAGUGGAAAUGUAUAUUCACCCGGAAUCAGUGAAGAAAUCAAGCCCAAUACCUCUUACUCAUUACUCCUUUUCAAUGCAAAAUAUAGUCAUUUAUAAAACUGGACUGAAGGUUUCCCAGCAUACACACAAUGCAUUGUGCUACAGAGGAACAUGGUGGGAAAAUAGUUCUCAGUGGACAGUCUUUAUCAUGCUGACUGAGAGGAAGAAAAAGAUGGGACUUUCCAAUCACUCUUUUCAUAUCAAAUUUCUCUAAAAAGCUCAAUUAGUUCUAAUCUAUACUUCCACUUUCAACAACAUUGAGUAUCCUAUUUGAGUGACAAAUGUGGAAACUUCAUGUUUGUAAAAUUUCCAGCAGGCUUUGUUUUAUUAAAUUCUCAUUCAUGCCAAACUACUAUACUAAUUUUAAAAAAUAUUAUUCCCAAACUUCCUUCUUGCUAUUUGUACCACAGAAUAAGGGUGACCAUCACAACAGCAAGACUUGCCUUCUCCUAGGUUGUCAAUUACCAAUGGCUUUUUCGAAAAGAAAGAAAACACUGAAGGAAAUGACAUUUUUAUUUUUGUUCAAGGAAAGAUGAAUUCAAAUAAAUUAUUCUGGUUUUGCUUUUA